CCAGCACUCACUUACUCGCUACAGUUUUCAUUUCCUGCUGUGCGAGUGGCUACCAUCGAGUAAUUUUAGGAUUAAAAACUUCUCAAGCGAUGGGAAAUUUUGGAGGAAAGGCGAAAACUGGCCUAAUUCAAGGAUGCCGGGGAUUUUUGUCCUUUUUGACCCUGCUACUACUUUUCAUUGAACUCAGUGAAGGAAGACAAGGAUGGGGAGUAUCAAAGGGAACACAAUUUGGUCGUGCCCCUCUUCUCGAAAGAUACGCAUGGAGUUCAAUUGAUUUUGCAUAUCCGCACGAGGAUAGCCGACAAUUGGCUAUCCAGAAGGGUGAUUUCGUUCCGGAAAAUUCACUUCCGGUCGGUAUAGAAAUUUGGAGGAACAAGCUUUUCGUGACGAUUCCCAGAUGGCGAAAUGGUAUACCAGCCACCUUAAAUUAUAUAUCAUUAGACACAAAUCCGAGUGGGUCGCCGAAAUUAACUCCCUAUCCAAACUGGUCCCAAAAUACGGCCGGAGCCUGCGGCAGUGGACUCACGACUGUCUAUAGAAUUCAUGCAGAUGCAUGUGACAGACUUUGGGUUUUGGAUACCGGAACUAUUGGAAUAGGAAAUACGACUGUACAGGCUUGUCCAUACACCCUCAACGUUUUCGAUUUGACAACUGAUAAACUCCUCAGGCAAUAUAAACUUCGACCAGACGAUGUCAAUCAGAAUACCUUCAUAGCAAACAUCGCAGUGGAUCUUGGAAAGAACGGAUGUGAUGAUGCCUUCGCCUAUUUGUCAGACGAACUUGGUUACGGUUUGAUAGUUUAUUCCUGGGCCCUAAAUAAGUCCUGGCGAGUGACUCACGGUUACUUCAUGCCAGACCCCUUGACUGGUGAUUAUAACAUCGGAGGACUUAAUUUCCAAUGGAGUGAGGAGGGCAUUUUCGGACUCAGCCUGUCGCCCUUGGCCGCCGAUGGCUUCAGAACUCUCUUUUUCCAUCCUCUAAGCAGCAAUCGGGAAUUCGCGGUAUCGACCAAAAUUCUCAGAGACGAACAGCUGGCCCUCGAUAGUUAUCACGACUUUCAGGUGCUUCCUGAAAGAGGUCCACUCUCACAUUCAACGGCUGAAAUUAUGGAUGAAAAUGGACUUCAGUUCUUUAAUUUAAUCGAUAAAAACGCCGUUGGAUGUUGGAACUCAAUUUUGCCCUACAGUCCAGCCAAUCAAGCAAUCGUUGCGAGGCAUGACGAGGCUAUGAUAUUUCCUGCUGACGUCAAGAUUGACCGUCGAGGUACGCUUUGGAUAAUUUCCGACAGAAUGCCGAUUUUUUUGAUGUCAACCCUAAAUUACACUGACAUCAACUUCAGAAUAUUGACCGUUCCAGUUCAAGACGCAAUUGCCGGCACAGUAUGCGACUCAUCGCCAUACAGAUAUGUCAAUAACCACAUCUGGUGGAAUCGAUGAAGGAAAUCUCUUCCCAACUUGAAAGGUUUUCUAAAAAUUAAACCCAACUCGUUAUAGUGAUAAGAAAUCUUAAAAAUAUGUUAAUUUUUUCAGUAUUUAUUUAUUUAAAAUUAGUGCUUUUAGUUUCACGCCAGACUCAUUUUAUAAUUUGCGGCGAUUAUUUUAUUGACAUUAAAUUAUUUCAUAGUUGAAAUUAAAAAUUUGGAUAUGAAAUUAUGGUACAA
Messenger RNA from Belonocnema kinseyi, 1660 nucleotides. It is a transcript of the gene Y-y, whose product is annotated as protein yellow-like. The transcript is spliced from 7 exons. Bases 90 to 1436 code for a protein of 448 amino acids. The record is from RefSeq and is a predicted model, not a curated record. NCBI's taxonomy places the organism in Eukaryota, Metazoa, Arthropoda, Insecta, Hymenoptera, Cynipidae. Gene Ontology annotation, cellular component: extracellular region.